CGCCGCCACCAGCGGGCCGUGCCGGGGCGUCGCGUGUCCGCUGGCGGCCGCCGUAGCGGAGCGGGCAGGGCGGCGCUGCGAUGGCGGCCGGGCCGCCCGUGCUCCUGGGGCUCCGCGACGCCGCCAUGGUGGGGCCGUGCCGAGGAGGCGGGCGGGCCCCCGCCUGGGCCACCAGCAAGCUGGGCGGCUCCGCGGACUGGGUGCCCGCCGUGCGCCCGGGCUCUCCCUGCUGCGGGGAGUGCGGGAGGGCGCUGGCGCACCUGGUGCAGGUGUACUGCCCGCUGGAGGGGUCCCCCUUCCACCGCGUCGUCAACGUCUUCGCGUGUGCCGGGAAGGGGUGCUGGGGAGCGCCCCGCAGCUGGAAGGUACUGCGCUCCCAGUAUCUGCAAACAGGAGGAAAGGAGACAGGCGAUGACAGCGUAAAACAGAAACAAGAAUCGAACUUUGCUGCAAAGGAUUGGUGUGAUGAAGCAGAUGAUUGGGGAGUCUGUGAUGGAGCAGAAUCUCCUGCAUCUGCCUCCCUUCAGCUGCUUGGCUUAAAUGAAGCUGUGAGCAGCUCCUUGUCCAGAGAGGUGGAGUGUGCAUCCCAGUUCCAACAGCUUCGCUUGUCUGAAGCUACUGAUGGGUCAGAUUCCCUGAAUACACAUCCUCCAGUCAGUGGGGGAAUAGUAAUGGCAACGUCUAGUUCAGCUCCUGUGUUCCAGCCCUUUUACAUUAGUGUUGUGGAUGAGGAAGACUACACUGGUUUCCUUGAUACAGAUUAUGCAGAUAAGCUAUUGAAGGAGUAUCAGCAGAGGGAAGGUGUCAGUUUGGAACAGUUGAUGUCAGAAAGUUUUGCAGGAGAAGGUGGUAAUGAAAAAUAUGAGAAGAGUGAAGUCAAAAGCAGGGACCACACAUUCCAUAAAUUUAUGAAAAGAAUAUCAGCGUGUCAUGAACAGAUUCUAAGAUACUCUUGGGGUGGCCAGCCUUUAUUCAUAACGUGUCCUCCAGCCAACAUUGACAAAGGUAUUCCAGCCUGCAGUAACUGUGGAAGCAACAGAAUAUUUGAAUUUCAACUCAUGCCAGCGCUGGUCAGCAUGCUCCAGAGUGAUUCAGAUCUGUCAGUGGAAUUUGGAACUGUUAUAGUUUACACAUGUGAGAGAAGCUGUUGGCCAACAAAUCAUCAAACCCCUCUUGAAGAAUUUAUUUUUGUACAAGAAGACCCAGAUCAGAGAUUAUUUAAAUAAUAAAUUGUAUUUCUCCGCAUA
Molecule: messenger RNA, 1247 nt
Organism: Aquila chrysaetos chrysaetos
Lineage: Eukaryota; Metazoa; Chordata; Aves; Accipitriformes; Accipitridae
Gene: PDCD2L
Product: programmed cell death 2 like
Exons: 7
Coding region: 81-1226 (381 amino acids)
Cellular component (GO): cytoplasm
Source: RefSeq, a predicted model, not a curated record